AUGACGGCCCAGUUGACCGAAGAACUGUCGCAAGCGCGAGAGCAACUCAUCCAAGCCCGCCGCGAGCUCGAGGACGCCAGACUGCAGCCCCACGCCAUGAACGAGGCUCAGGAAGCCCCUCCGGCUCGGCCGGCGUAUGCGGAUGUCGCCCGAUGUACACCUCCUACCAGCGGUCCUAGUCUGACAUCCUCCGCAAGCCGGACGACUACGCCAGAGCCAGCGUUCUACACUAUAGACAUGACUAGGGUACCGGAGGAACACGUCGAAGAGGCUACACCUGUGGCCCUUCGCAAGCUCAUCGAGAACGAGAUGCGAGCGCCGGGAGAUCAAUUUAAGUGGCGUUGUCUUGCCGUCACCAGAGACAGAGGAAACAUCAACCGCCUUAGAAUCAUUGGCAGGAACGAAGCGGAAGUAAAGAGGAUCAAGGGCAUCAUCGAAGCGAAGAAGGCGCCGGGUGCGCAGGUCCUACGUGACCAGCUGUACCCAGUUAAAGUUGACAACGUCAAUCGUACGGCUGUUCUCGACCCUGAAGGCAAGGUACUCCCCGGAGCGGCGGAAACCCUGGGCCGAGAGAACGACGUGCAGAUCGCCAAGCUGGCUUGGUUGAGCCGGAAGGACACUGCGAAGGCGUAUGGAUCGAUGGUGGUAUAUAUCACCAAAGCUGGCGACGCUAAGAGGAUCAUCAACGAGGGCUUCUUCCACGCCAGAGGCGAAUCGGGAUACACGGGAGUCUUCGAACGCCGGACACGGCCGAACCAGUGCUGCAACUGCCAGCAGAUUGGCCACAAAGCUUUCCAGUGCAGGAACCCUCAAGUGUGCGGAAUGUGCGCCAGCGAGGGCCACCGUCACAGCGAGUGCUCAGCAGCUAUACCGAAAAAGCAAGGGGAGGUACAUGCCAGUUUGAUGAACGACGUGGCAAUCCAGGACGCUGCCGUCAUAGCCAUUCAGGAACCCCAGGCGCGGAGGAUCCAAGGACGGCUCCUGACGACCCCUAUGGAUCAUCACAAAUGGACCAAGAUGGUCCCGUGCACGUUGAAGGAAGGUAGAUGGGCUAUCCGGAGCAUGCUCUGGGUGAACAAAACCGUGGAAGCGGAGCAAGUGGCAGUGGACUCCCCGGACAUCACGGCAGCGGUCAUACGGCUCCCGGAGCGCGUAGUCUUGGUCGCGUCCGUCUACGUACCAUGUGGGGACGGCGAGGCACUAAAGGACACCUGCGAGAACCUCCGCAGAACGGUAGCAAAGGCGAAACGGGGCGUAGGAACGACAGUGGAUAUAGUGGUUGCAGGUGAUUUCAACUGCCACGACCAACUGUGGGGAGGAGACGACAUCUCCUCCGUGAGACAAGGGGAAGCCGACCCUAUCAUCGAUCUCAUGAACGAGCUGACUCUGAGCACCCUACUCCCGAGGGGCACUAACAUGGCAAGCAGGUGGAUACGGCUCGACCAUCGACCUGAUCCUGGCCUCGGAGGAACUGACAGAAGCUGUGAUCAGGCUGCAAAGUAUCUAAAAUCCGGAGACGAUACCACGUUUGGAAGGAUCCCACAACUCUUUAGAGCAGAUGGUACAUCCACGACCGAUCAUAGAGAACAGGCCGAAGAGCUCCUAACAAGAUUCUUCCCGGCCUUGCCCGAUACGAUCGACGAUGAAGGUCCAAAACCGCAGAGGGCACCUAUCAGGAUGCCUAUCCUUACGAUGGAGGAAGUCGAACGACAGCUGUUCACAAUGAAGUCCUGGAAGGCACCAGGGGAGGACGGUUUGCCGGCAGUGGUGUGGAAGGAAGUCUGGCAGCUGGUCAAGCACCAUGUACUGGCACUCUUCCGUACCUCGCUGGAGGACGGGGUCCUUCCCAGCCAGUGGCUGCAUGCUAAGAUCAUCCCACUCAAGAAACCGGGCAAAGAGGACUACACCAUCGCAAAGGCUUGGAGACCAAUCUCCCUUCUAGCAACGCUGGGCAAAGUGCUGGAGUCGGUGAUCGCGGAACGGCUGUCCCACGUCGUGGAGACCUACGGCCUCCUGCCCACCAACCACUUCGGCGCGCGGAAGCAGCGAUCAGCCGAGCAGGCGCUGGUGUUUCUACAGGAGCAGAUCUACACGGCCUGGAGAGGACGGAAGAUUGUCAGCCUCAUUCGCUUCGAUGUCAAGGGAGCCUACAACGGAGUCUACAAGGAACGGCUUGUCCAGAGAAUGAGGGAACGUGGUAUCCCGGAAGAGCUGUGCCGAUGGACAAAAGAUUUCUGUUCUGACCGUACGGCCUCUAUCCAGGUCAACGGGCAUGCUGCGGAACGACGGGGUCUCCCACAGGCUGGCCUGCCUCAAGGCUCGCCCCUCUCCCCUAUCUUGUUCCUCUUUUUCAACGCGGAUCUGGUCCAGCGAAAGAUUGAUAGCAACGGUGGGGCGAUAGCUUUUGUCGAUGACUUUACCGCCUGGGUCACAGGACCGACGGCACAGAGCACACGCAAGGGGAUCGAAGCAAUCAUCGACCAAGCGUUAGACUGGGAAAAGAGAAGUGGAGCGACAUUUGAAGCAGACAAGACGGCCGUCAUCCACUUUACCCGCAAGGCCUACAAAGCCAACUCGGCGCCCUUUACCAUCAAGGGUCAAAAUGUUCAGCCGAGAGACCACGUCAAGAUCCUUGGAGUGGUCAUAGAUGCCAAGCUCAGGUAUAAGGAGCAUAUCGCAAGAGCGGCCUCCAAAGGGCUCCGCGCGGCGAUGGAGUUGAAACGGCUCAGAGGUCUGUCCCCGGCUACGGCGCGGCAGCUGUUCACCGCCAUGGUCGCGCCAGUGGUGGACUAUGCCUCCAGCGUUUGGAUGCACCAGUGCAAUUGGAAGACUGCGCCGGCCAUACACAGAGUGCAGAGGGUCGCGGCGCAAGGGAUCAUAGGAACGUUCAGCAAGGUAGCAACAAGCGUAGCAGAAGCAGAAGCUCACAUCCCCACGGCCCAAGAUCGAUUCUGGAAGAGGUCGAUCAAAAUGUGGACGGUCAUCCACACCCUACCGGACACGAAUCCACUACGCAACACCACUUCCCGGAUGCGCAAGUUCCGGAGAUCCUACCGCUCGCCUUUCUUUCAGGUAGCAGAUCUCCUCAAGAACGUCCCAUUGGACAGCCUCGAAACCAUCGCUCCAGUCGUAUUAGCACCGUGGGAGAGGCGAGUCCGCACUACGGUUGACGGAACAGGCAUGCAGCAAAAAGAGACAGAGUGGGCGGUCCGGAUCGCCGUAAGCAGCUCCGCACGGAACAACGUGGUAGGGAUCGGAGGAGUCGUCCGUCUCCCGCUACCGAUACGAGAUGACUCAAGGAACGAAGCCUUCAGUGCGACGCUGGGCUCUAGGUCGGAGCAAAACCCGUUCUCAGGCGAGCUUGCGGCUGUUGGGUGCGCGUUGAGGUUGAUUCGAAAUGUUAGGUACCGGAAGAUCAUCCUGGCCACCAGCAACAAGGCAGCCGUGAUGGCCUUGGAGCGACCACACCGGUAA
Chaetomium globosum CBS 148.51 is the source of this 3474-nucleotide messenger RNA. RefSeq lists its product as uncharacterized. The record is from RefSeq and is a predicted model, not a curated record. Gene Ontology annotation, molecular function: nucleic acid binding; zinc ion binding; catalytic activity. The transcript is spliced from 3 exons. Bases 1 to 3474 code for a protein of 1157 amino acids. NCBI's taxonomy places the organism in Eukaryota, Fungi, Ascomycota, Sordariomycetes, Sordariales, Chaetomiaceae.